Molecule: messenger RNA, 1225 nt
Organism: Ruditapes philippinarum (Manila clam)
Lineage: Eukaryota; Metazoa; Mollusca; Bivalvia; Venerida; Veneridae
Biological process (GO): DNA replication
Molecular function (GO): DNA binding; nucleotide binding; DNA-directed DNA polymerase activity
Source: RefSeq, a predicted model, not a curated record
AGUAUUUUGAUAAAGAAGGUAUUUUACUAGAUUAUGAUAAGAUUGAAGAAAAUCCUGGUCUGAGACUUUUAGCUAAAAUUAUUCUUAACUCUUUCUGGGGGAAAUUUGGACAACGUUCAAACCUUACGCAAACAACCUUUAUUGAUGAUCCCGUUCAGUUCAUUGAUAUGAUGACCUCAGACCAACAAGAAAUCAAGAACGUACGCUUCAUAAAUGAUGAAGCAGUCCAGUUAGACUGGGCAUAUAAUACUGAUUUCAUAGAAACAUCAGGUAGAACCAAUGUUGUUGUGGCUGCAUACACAACCGCUCAAGCCCGUUUGAAAUUGUAUAGUUAUUUACAAGCGCUUGGAGACAGAGUUCUGUAUUGUGACACUGAUUCUGUUGUGUUCACCUCUUCCCAGGGACAGUGGGAACCCGCUUUAGGGGACUUCCUCGGAGAUUUAACAGAUGAAGUUCCUAACAAUCAAAUAACUAAAUUUGUGACAGGGGGGCCUAAGAACUAUGCGUAUUGUUUAGAAAAGCCAAAUAAAAAAGGUCAAUCUUCCAUUUGUAAAGUACGGGGAAUUACGCUAAAUUUUAAGAAUUCACUGGACAUUAAUUUUGAUACACUGAAAGAUAUGGUAACGGGACAGAUGCAAAACCAAUGCGUUAAGGUUGUAGACAUAAAUAAAAUCGUUAGAAACAGAGAAAUGUGUCACAUCAUAACAAAGACAGAAAUAAAAGACUAUAAAAUUGUGUUUGACAAGAGAGUGAUCUCUGAAAACUACAAUUCGUUCCCUUACGGUUAUUAAUAAUGUAUUGAGAAUCACAAUAUUAAGUUUAUUAUUAGCGUAUUUACUUGAAAGUAUAUGCAUUGUAUUUAUGUAUUUUACAUUUGUUUCUUGCAUUAUCUAUGUUGUAAUAACUGUAAAUAAAAUACGUCUAAAGUCACAAAAUCUUGUUCUGUUUUUCAUGUUCGUUUUAUUUACCCCACAGACUGUAAGUUUAAGAAUGUAGACAUCUCCACGUCAACUUUUGCAUAGAAAAUAGUGUGUAACAAAACAGGCCGUUUGUAUUUAAAGUGUACGCUUAGUUUCAGCGUAGUUGCAUUUCAAAAGGCCGAGUUAAAUUAUUUUCGUCUGAUAUGAAAUACUUAUUUUACUUCACGGAGGGUUUAACCCGCCCGAUACCUUUAAUUGGAAAAAGGGCGUCUGCUAGAUAUACACCAAUAUGGCGGCGCGCUGUC